This is a messenger RNA of Trifolium pratense (red clover), 1472 nucleotides long. RefSeq names its product probable lipid phosphate phosphatase beta. The record is from RefSeq and is a predicted model, not a curated record. Gene Ontology annotation, molecular function: sphingosine-1-phosphate phosphatase activity. The coding region runs from base 326 to 1024 and encodes 232 amino acids. NCBI's taxonomy places the organism in Eukaryota, Viridiplantae, Streptophyta, Magnoliopsida, Fabales, Fabaceae. The transcript has 2 exons.
CUUACAUCUUAUUAAAAAAAAUUGAAGUAAAUCCUUAACAAUUUGAUCAAACCACAUUGGCCUUAAGUUUGUUUUAAGAAUAAAAUAUAAUUUUUUUAUUUACAACGAGCUAGGGAUCAAACUCAAACCUAUAACAUACUAGCAAAAUCUCUCGAUACUAGACCAAACCUAGUGACUUAAUAUAAUUUAAACUUUAAAAAAAAAAAACUAGUAAUAAACUGAAAAAACGGCGUCGUCAGCUCUCCAAACCGUUUAGGUUCGUUAGAACAUUCCUAUCCAAUCCGUGACAGCCACCUUUUUCUGAAUAUCCCCGUCAUCAACUACCAUGGCCAAAAAAAAAACUACCAUGGCAAAAAAACCACCCAAAUCAACCACCACAUCGCCACCGUUACUCCGCCGCAUCUUAACUCUCGACGACACAAUCUCCCGCUACAUCCACACCAUCACAAGUCCCCACGCUCCUAAAUCACUUCUACGCUUCCUAGAACACUUAGCCGAUUUCCGUUUAUUCUUCCCCGUCACUCUCUCACUCUUCUUCGCCACUCCUUCUCACUCUCCUCUCCGUUCUCAUCUCUUCCUCCCUCUCCUCCUCUGUUCCUUCCUCGAUCUCAUCUUCACCGGUUUCCUUAAAUUCCUCAUUCGUAGAUCUCGUCCUUCUUACGCAAUUCACGGUGAUUACAACGCUGUUGUUCCCGUUGAUAAAUUCUCAUUCCCUAGCGGUCAUUCAUCCAGAGUCUGUUUCAUCGCUUCCAUUUUUUCAUUCUCCAAAGCUCGGAUCGUUGAAGCCGUCGCUGAUCGGAUACAUCCGCGGCUUGAUUUGCUUGUUCAUAAUUGGAUAGGUGGAGAUGAAGUUUUGGCAGUUAAUUUGUUAGUUGCUGCUGUUUGGUUUUGGGCUUUGACGACGGUUAUUUCUAGGGUUGUUCUUGGUAGGCAUUAUGUUCUUGAUGUUAGCUUUGGAGCUUGCUUGGGUUUUCUGGAAGCUUUGUUCACUUUACACUUUCUUAAUUUCAGUGUUUUGAUUUGAGACUAUCUCAUUAUUGUCCAUGUGAAGUGUAGUGCGUCCCGUGCUAAAUUAUGAGACUCCUAAGAUGAGAAAUAGAGUAUCUCAAUUAAGAGUGUUACACGCUAAGUGGGAGAGAGAAUACAAAUGAAGCAUUAUAAUGCACGCUAAGCGCUCAACUGUCACGGGGAACCUUGAGGAAGUUUUUGUGAAAUUUAUUUUUGAAUUGGUGAGCGGUAUUCUUCAUGACAGCCUUUUGGUUGUGCACACGCGCGGUUUUGGGCAGAUGGCAUUGGUUAGGAAGGAUCCUAUUUGUUAAAGCAUGAGUCUGUGUAUUAGGUUCUUGUAAAGCUUGUCGACUGGAUUCUUGUAGUGCAUCAUUUCCUUUUCUUUAUCUUUAUUUUUUCCAGAUCGGUUUCUUUGCCUGUGAAAUAGGCUUAACAUUGACAACUAUAAAGAUCACCUUUUCCUA